Molecule: messenger RNA, 737 nt
Organism: Aplysia californica (California sea hare)
Lineage: Eukaryota; Metazoa; Mollusca; Gastropoda; Aplysiida; Aplysiidae
Product: organic cation transporter-like protein
Biological process (GO): transmembrane transport
Cellular component (GO): membrane
Molecular function (GO): transmembrane transporter activity
Source: RefSeq, a predicted model, not a curated record
AGAAGUAAAAACAAGAAUGAAAACACGAGACUGACAAGGUGCAAUAACACUCUGAUGUUUUUCGCCCAUCUUUUUUCGUCCAGUUGAACUUCGUCUGUGACAGACAGAUCCUAACAGCUUACGCAAACAUCGGUACAAUGUCGGGCUCGAUGGCCGGUUCUCUUAUCAGUGGAGUCAUUGCAGACAGGAUACUACCAGAAUCUCCCCGGUGGCUUCUGGACAAACAACGCUAUACUGAAGCCAGCAAAGUGCUGAAGAAGAUCGCCGAAGUGAACAAGGCGAGUGAGGUGGACGACAAGAUGCUUGUAGCUCUAUGCGAGCAGAGUGCUGAGGAAGGGAAAACAAACGUUCAAGAGGAGAAUUUUGGACUGCUUUUGAAAUCACGAACAAUGGUAAUUCGGCUUGCCAUACUCUGUGUAAACUGGUGUGUGUGCACCAUGGUUUAUUACGGGCUGACGCUAAACGUUGGAGCGAUCAUUGAAGGAGAUCUGUACGUCAACUUCUUCAUCAUGUCAGUCAUGGAGCUAUUUGCCUACGCUUUAUGCACGGUGACCCUGGAUAAACUUGGGAGGAAGAAAGUGUACUGUACCUGCCUUAUCGUCAGUGGGUUGUCGUGCUUGGGGACAAUGAUCCCUAUACUUGUCGACAGCAGUAAGUGGCCUAAUCAUCAUCAAAGCGUGCCAGAUCUGCGACACACAUCGGGGAUCAUGGUUCCCUAUUCAUUUCCUUUUAAUUAA